UACGAGGAAUGUACUCAAUUCUUUUCUUUAUUCAUUUUUCAAAGUUUCAAUCAUUCCUCAGAGUCAGGCGCAAAAACAAACAAACAAUUGUUGUUUUACAUUUCAAGUUUUUUCGAUUUCUGAAAAGCAUACCAUCUGGUGGUUACCUAAUAAAUCAAAUGCAAUCGGAGUUCGGAGGAUAAAUAAAUCAAUUAUACUAGAAAGAAAGACUUGGUUUUGCGAUAUUCAGUUUAUGUGCUCUUUAUUGAAUCAACUCUUUCUACAUUGCUAUAGCCUUUGCAUCAUCUGCAUCCUUGAUUUUCUGUAAUUGCUCAAUUUUUCGUUUUGGUCUGAUAUCCAUAAAAUAUUUGUAUCCAUAAUAUCCAAGAUACGCUGUUGAAAUGACCGUAAUACCCAUGCAAGCGUACACCGUCCCAUGAUGCAAAAAGUCGUAGAGUUUAUUCUUUGCUUGUCGUUUCAGCAACAUCUUCGAUUUAAGUGUAUUUUUCCGGAAAUAUCCUUCGAAUGUGGUUUCAACACUGUUUUUAUGAAAUAAUUUUCUCUUUGGUUAUGUCGUAAUACCUUCUGUUGUCACACUGACAGUUCGUUUUCAUUUGACAUAAUGAAGUUGGUUAUAAAUCGGCUGCGUUCAAGUGACACACCGGUUUGUUGAGUGGAUAUUUUUGUUGAUAACAAGAAAAAAAAUAUUAUUCAGAUUUUUCCGUACUUCUUUCCAACAAAAUAAGAAAAUGACGCAAAUUAAGCUUCUUUCGUCGAACAAAUCUUUUGGUGGCUAUCAGAAAAUAUACUCACAUUUUUCAAAAGAGUUGGAUUGUGAGAUGAAAUUUGCUAUCUACCUUCCACCACAAAGCGAGACAGCAACCAAGCUACCAGUAUUGUAUUGGUUAAGCGGUCUAACAUGCAACGAAAAUAAUUUCAUUCAAAAGGCCGGCGCUCAAAGUUAUGCUGCUUCACACGGCAUAAUCAUGGUUUGCCCAGAUACCUCGCCGCGUGGUACCGAAAUCGCAAAAUAUGAUGUUGAAUCAUAUGAUUUGGGCUCGGGGGCGGGUUUUUACGUAGAUGCCAUUACAUAUCCGUGGAACAGGCACUAUAAAAUGUUUACAUACGUCACGAAAGAAAUUGUUGAAGUAAUCAACCACAAUUUCCCAACGGUUGAAGGACUUCAGAGCAUUAUGGGUCACAGCAUGGGUGGUCACGGUGCUUUAAUAUCUGCUUUAAGGUGUCCUGGCCUUUACAGAUCAGUGUCAGCGUUUGCACCGAUUGCAAACCCAACUCAAUGUCAAUGGGGUCAAAAAGCAUUUACUGCCUAUAUCGGUGAAGACAAGACCUUGUGGAAUGAAUGGGAUGCCACCGAAUUGGUUCAAAAGUAUAAAGGUCCUCAAAUUCAGUUAUACAUUGAUCUAGGUUCUGAUGAUCAAUUUUUGCAAGAAAAACAGCUAUUGCCAGAGAAUCUAAUUGAAGCAUGUCGCAAGUCUCGCAUUGGUUGCAUUUACAAUUUACGAGAAGGCUAUGAUCACAGUUACUUCUUCAUUGCCUCAUUUGUGGGUGAACAUAUUGCUUAUCAUGCUAAAUUUUUGAAAGAGUAACGUCCGUUUCAUCGGAACAAAGUUUGAAAAAAAAAGAAAAUCGCUACAAUACAUAAAAGCAAAGAACUGAAAUGCGGUAAUAUACAAAAAUAAAUUGUCCAAAUGCAUUUGAAAUACAUACAUAAAUAAAGAUUAUUUUCUAAAAACAACAAUACUA
Molecule: messenger RNA, 1743 nt
Organism: Sitodiplosis mosellana (orange wheat blossom midge)
Lineage: Eukaryota; Metazoa; Arthropoda; Insecta; Diptera; Cecidomyiidae
Product: S-formylglutathione hydrolase
Exons: 4
Coding region: 729-1586 (285 amino acids)
Biological process (GO): formaldehyde catabolic process
Cellular component (GO): cytosol
Molecular function (GO): S-formylglutathione hydrolase activity
Source: RefSeq, a predicted model, not a curated record